UCACAAAAUACUAACUUAAUUAAAAGAUUGAGUGUGUUAAAUGAUAUACUAAAGUUAUGGAAGGAAAAAUUCAAAUGGAAGAAGAUAAUGAUGAUGAAAACGAUAUUGCCAUUAAAAACACAAUUCCACUAGUAAAGGAUUUAUUUCAUGUGCACAGAAAAGUUGGAGAAGGAACUUUUAGUUCUGUAUUCUUAGCUACUUUAAAAUCUUCUGAUGGUUCUAAAAAAUUUGCAUUAAAACAUUUAGUUCCUACAAGACACCCUGAAAAAAUUGAAAGAGAAUUGCAGUGUAUGCAGCAGAUGGGAGGAAAGGAUUAUGUAGUUGGAUUAGAAUUAUGUUUACGUAACUUGGAAACUGUAGUAUUUGUAAUGCCAUAUAUGAGACAUGAUAAAUUUUCGGAAUAUGUUCAAGAUAUGAGUAUUCAAGAAACAAAGGAUUAUAUGAUAGCAUUAUUGACUGCAUUACGAAGGGUUCAUAAAUUUAAUAUUAUACAUAGAGAUGUUAAACCUAGUAACUUUUUAUAUGAUCGAUGUAAUAAAAGAUACUUGUUAGUUGAUUUUGGAUUAGCACAGGAAUAUGUAGUAGAAAAAAAGCCCAAUGAUCUCAAAUUAACUAAUUCUGAAAUACAAUGUCUCAAACGAAAAAGAUCAGAUGAAAAUAAUUUGAAUCUUUCCCUUCAUACAAGAAAGAAAGGUGCAGAAGACAAGUGUUACUGUUUUGGAAAAGCAAAAGUUUGUUCAUUGUGUACAUCUAGACCAGAGCAAACAGCACCAAGAGCCGGUACACCAGGGUUUCGUGCACCUGAAGUUUUAUUGAAGCAUCCUUCACAAACACCAGCCAUUGAUAUUUGGGCAAGUGGAGUAAUGAUGCUAUGUAUUCUCAGUGGCACUCAACCAUUUUUUCAUUCACCAGAUGACUGUACAGCUUUAGCAGAAAUAACAACUAUAUUUGGAUCAAAUAAAAUGCAGCAAUGUGCACACAAAUUAGGUACAGGAAAUGAUUUUUUAAAUCAAUUCAUAUUUUAA
Habropoda laboriosa is the source of this 1025-nucleotide messenger RNA. Its product is annotated as cell division cycle 7-related protein kinase-like. The transcript is spliced from 6 exons. Gene Ontology annotation, molecular function: protein serine/threonine kinase activity; ATP binding. The record is from RefSeq and is a predicted model, not a curated record. The coding region runs from base 57 to 1025 and encodes 322 amino acids. Gene Ontology annotation, biological process: mitotic DNA damage checkpoint signaling; protein phosphorylation. Gene Ontology annotation, cellular component: nucleus. Lineage: Eukaryota; Metazoa; Arthropoda; Insecta; Hymenoptera; Apidae.